GGUGAACUAUUCCUUAAGGGUUGUUUCUUUAAGCCUUUAGCCAGCGAAUUUACUCCGGUUGUCAAAAAGAAAAAUAUCCGGUUGACCUUUAAAAUGAGCAGCUUUCCUCUUGCGAACUUCACAAGCUAAAUGGGUGGAUCGCACAUUGAACAGAAGUUUCAGUAACAUUAGCUAAAGGAACACAGACAGAGAAACAAGGAGAAUUCGGAAAGGAACGUUGAAACAUAUUUGUUGGCCUGUCUAAGAGCGACAUUGGAAAUGUUUUCCUUGUCAACAACAGUCCAACCACAGGUCACUGUCCCCCUGAGUCACCUGAUCAAUGCCCUCCACUACCUGAAGAGCUCAGUGGGAAGCAGCAGCAGUGCCACUGCUAAACCUCCGCGGAAACAGCAUGCCUCAGAACAGGACUUGCAUAGUAACGAGCCCACGUGGAGCCUGAGGGACCUGGGCCUGUCUGACCUGGGCGUGCGGCAGCUGGACGAGAUAGUGAGCGGUGUGUUACCUCGUCUGAGUCAACAGGGUGUGCCGUCCUCAUCCAGCCCCAGCCAAAAGGCCUGGAGGACCUCCCACCUGUCCUCACAGUCAUUCUUUCACAACAAGCAUGGGUUCUUUGGUGGCAAAAUUGGCAUUGACUCCCCUGUUUUCUGCAGACAGAUCCCCUCACCUCUUCAAUCCAUUUUCACAGAGCUCCACUACUGGCCAGUGUGGGUCCAAAGCCGAGGCUUUAAAACUCUAAGGAAACACAAGCGACUGCAGGCAGGCUUUGAGCGUCCCAUGGAACCAGAUGGCUUUACCCCAUCUUUUAUGAAGGGCCUCCUGACGCGUGAUAAGGGGAUGGAGGUGGAAACCUUGGACAAGCUCCUGAAGAGCAAGAACAUUCCAGAUGGGCAGCAAGAUUCUUUUAAGACUGGGUUUGCCGAGGGAUUCCUAAAAUCCCAAGCGCUGACACAGCGCAAACAAGAUUAUCUGAGGAGGACAAGGUUUAUACUGCUGGUCCUGCUGCUGGUGGGACUCUACGGCCUCUCCAAGACCCCCUUCCUAUCGGUGCGAUUCCGAACCACAUCAGGCCUGGACUCGGUGGACCCUGUCCAGAUGAAGAACGUGACAUUUGAGCACGUCAAGGGGGUGGAGGAGGCCAAGAACGAGCUGCAGGAGGUGGUGGAGUUCCUCCGGAGCCCAGAGAAGUUCACCGUCCUCGGAGGGAGACUGCCGAAAGGGAUCUUGCUGGUUGGCCCCCCUGGCACUGGGAAGACUCUGUUGGCCAGAGCCGUAGCUGGAGAGGCCGACGUCCCCUUCUAUUACGCCACCGGUUCGGAAUUUGAUGAGAUGUUUGUGGGGGUUGGAGCCAGUCGCAUCAGGAACCUUUUCAGGGAAGCUAAAGCCAACGCCCCAUGCGUGAUCUUCAUUGAUGAGUUGGACAGCGUCGGAGGGAAGAGAAUCGAGUCUCCCAUGCACCCUUACUCCAGACAGACCAUCAACCAGCUACUGGCUGAGAUGGACGGGUUCAAACCAAAUGAAGGGGUCAUCAUCAUCGGGGCGACAAACUUCCCUGAGGCUUUGGAUAACGCUCUGAUUAGGCCGGGACGUUUUGACAUGCAGGUCACUGUCUCCAAACCAGACGUGAAAGGACGCACAGAAAUCCUCAACUGGUAUUUAAGGAAGAUCAAAGUAGACCCUGACAUCGAGGCUGGGAUCAUCGCCAGGGGCACAGUGGGCUUCUCCGGGGCCGACCUGGAGAACCUGGUGAACCAGGCAGCUCUGAAAGCGGCGGUGGAUGGCAAAAACAUGGUGACCCUCAAAGAGCUGGAGUUUGCCAAGGACAAGAUCCUCAUGGGCCCAGAGAGGAGGAGUGUGGAAAUUGACAAGAAGAACAAGGAGAUCACAGCGUACCAUGAGUCUGGCCACGCUAUCGUGGCGUACUACACCAAGGACGCCAUGCCCAUCAAUAAGGCCACCAUCAUGCCCAGAGGUCCUUCCCUGGGUCAUGUGUCUAUGCUCCCGGAGGAUGACCGCUGGAGCGAGACGCGUGCUCAGUUGCUGGCCCAGAUGGAUGUCAGCAUGGGAGGCCGCGUGGCAGAGGAAAUCAUAUUUGGCAAUGAGUUCAUUACCACUGGGGCAUCAAGUGACUUUGAUGCUGCCACCAAAAUUGCAAGAAUGAUGGUGACCAGAUUUGGAAUGUGUGAGAGGCUGGGUGUCAUGACCUAUGCCGACCAAACGAAACAGAGCCCGGAGACACAGGCUGCCAUCGAACAUGAAGUCAGGAUACUUUUAAAGGAUUCGUACGAGCGGGCCAGGGCGCUCCUCAAGUCUCACGCCAAGGAGCACAAGAACCUGGCCACCGCCCUGCUGCAGUAUGAGACGCUGGAUGCCAAAGAGAUCAAGAUGGUACUGGAGGGCAAGGCCCUAGAGAUCAGAUGAGACUUCAAGGGUGGAGGCGUCACUCUGUUUAUUGGGGAGAUCGGGAUGGGGUGGGGAGUGGAGACAAAAUAUGGCUGUGGAUUAGGGUAGGGAAGCGUAGGAACUGUUGGGACUGGCUUUUUGGAAGGUGUUGGAACGUAAAUAUAUGAAAAUCAAGGUUUCAAGAUAGCGUGCAUAUUUUACAUUAAAAAAUGAUCCUAAAUACGCGCACAGUCUUAUCUUCCUGUUAAUAUCUGGAUAGUUGUUAGGAUCCUUAUUGUCGAUAAAAAAGGAGGAUUGUGGGAUUUCCUUUCAAAUUGGUAGGGGCAAUCAGCAGUUGCUGCAUCCAUUUUUGGAUUUAUAAAUUAAUGAUAUGUACCCAUUUGAUUCUUGAAGAAUAUAACUUGUAAAUGCCUCAUGAGUUUAGUUCAACUGUCGUACCCCAUCAGAACCCAAAAUAUAAGCUUGUAUUACGUCAAUGUUUGUAAACAAACUAAAUGUAAACAAACACUGUAAAGCCUAAAAAUUGCCAGAUUUACACAUUUAGUUUUUAGUUUGAAUGUAUCCCAUUGUCAUAUGACCUCUUUUUCAAUGUAGCCUGUCGUGUGUGUGUGUGUGUGUGUGUGUGUGUGUUGAAUGUUUUAUGGCUAGUAAGUCCAAGUCCAGUGAGUCCAUGCCCUGGCUCCUCAAAAUCGUCUCUACCUGAGACUGUCAAUCAUGUAUUUGUAAUAAGGAAUCUGAUUCCCCCUAAAUAGUCGAACAACUUUUCCCAGGUUUACCAAUAUUCCCAGGUUUGUCUGAGCCGUGUGUGCUAGUUGCCGUUUCGAAGGUGGCCUUUUGGGAAUGUACAUAUACCCGGAGUAGGGACUCUUUUGGACUUGAGCCACAAUUCAAAUGUGUCUUAGCACUUUGGUCAGUCUGAACACUUCCUCUAUGUAUUUAUGUUAUCAAAUAUGUCAAUUCUGUGUGUAUAUAUAGAUGGAAGGGAGUGUUGCUGUGCUUUGAAAUUAUGCUUUUAUUCACUUCAUACUCAACGUUGGCAAAUUAAGCUGCGACAGGCCAUUGGAUUCUCUGUUUUUUGAUCAGAUUAGGUCAUCUAUUUACUAUGAAAUACCUUAAAGUUAUCUGGUUUCUAGGUCUAAACAAUUGUAACAGUUAAACCUAAGAGACCCUACAACUGCUCAUAUCCUGGUUCACUCCCCACUACUGCUGUGUACUCUCUAUUCACAGCUGUCUCUCUAGCAUUGCUUGAGUAGAUCUGUGAAUCUGUUUUUUUACAUUUCCUCACUUUGAAUGGUUUUACGCACAGUAGCUCAGAACCUCACAAUGUAAGCAAGGACUGUCAUACUAAUUUGCUGACGUGUAGGCCUAUAAGGAAAACGGUCAAAUGCAUCUGUAGACAAUCGACUCAAUCGCUUCAACAAUGCAGUAUCUCCAUCUUUGGUGAGAAUGAACAGUUUUUACAGAAUGCUUUAGGCAAGAAUAUUGAACUCCUUUUGAAAUAAUGUUGAGUUGGAAGCGUUAAGAUUGUGAUACAAUGGAGGUUGAAAGCCAUACCUUUUAGGGUGUAAUAAUGUUCUUUUAGAGGCAAAGUUUAUUACAAUGUCUUGCAAAAGUAUUCAUACUCCUUGGUUUUCUUCACAUUUUGUGUUACAAAGUGGGAUUAAAAUGUUUUUAAUUGUAAUUUUUUUGUCAACAAUCUACACUAAAUAGUCAAAUGUCAAGUGGAAGAAUAUAUAUAUUUUUAAGAUUUAUAGAAAUUAAAUAACUAAAAUGUACACAUUGAGUAUACAAAACAUUAAGGACACCGGCUCUUUCCAUGACAGACUGACCAGGUGAAUACAGGUGAAAGAUAUGAUCCCUUAUUGAUGUCAGUUGUUAAAUCCACUUCAGUCAGUGUAGAUGAAGUGGAGGAGACCGGUUAAAGAAGGAUUUUUAAGCAUGUGUGCUAUUCAGAGGGUGAAUGGGCAAGACAAAAUAUUCCCGUUGAACGGGGUAUGGUAGUAGGUGCCAGGCACACUGGUUUGUGUCAAGAACUGCACCACUGCUGGGUUUUUACACUCAACAGUUUCCCGUGCGUACCAAGAAUGGUCCACCACCCAAAGGACAUCCAGCUAACUUGACACAACUGUUGGAAGCAUUUGAGCCAACAUUGGCCAGCAUCCCUGUGGAACGCUUUCGACACCUUAUAGAGUCCAUGCCCCGACGAAUUUACAUUGUUCAAUUCGUACGGGGGGUGGGACAACUCAAUAUUAGGAAGGUGUCCUUAAUAAUUUGUACACUCUGUGCAUGUUAGAAACACAUUUGGCAGUGACUACAGCUGUGAGCCUUCUUGGGUAAGUCUCUAAGAGCUUUACACAUCUGGAUUGUGCAAUGUUAGCCAAUUUUUAUAAUUCUUAAAGCUCUGUCAAGAUGUUGGGACUCAUGGCUAGACAAAAAUGUUAGUCUUGCCAUAGAUUUUAAAUCAGAUUUAAUUCAAAACUGUAACUUGGCCACUCAGGUACAUUCCCUGUCUUCUUGGUAGGCAACUCCAGUGUAGAUUUGUGUUGUAGGUUAUUUUCCUGCUUAAUGGUGAAUUCUUCUCCCAGUGACUGCUGUAAAGCAGACUGAAGCAGGUUUUCCUCUAGGAUUUUACCUGUGCUUAGCACCAUCCCAUUUCUUUUUAUCCUGAAAAAACUAUUUGCCGACGUCAUGCUUACCCAUACCAUGAUGCAGCCACCACCAUGCUGGAAAAUAAGAAGGCAGUUAACUCAGCGAUGUGUUGGAUUUGCCCCGAACAUAAGGCUUUGCAGUUAGGCCAAAAAGUGUGUUCCUUUGCCGUUUUUUUUUCUUUUCAGUCAUACUUUAUUCUGUAUAUUUGUAUUCUUCUUUUGACUCUGUCGUUUAAGUCAUUAUGUCGUCAUUACAAUGUUGCUGAUCCAUCCUCAGUUUUCUCCCAUCACAGCCAUUGAACUCUGUAACUGUUUUAAAAUCACCAAUUAUCUCGGCUCAGGAUAUGACCCAGAUGCAGACAAAGGAGACGGAAGGUACAAUACACAGAGUAGUUUAUUAAACCACAGGAGGCAGGCAAAGGACAGAUAUAUUCAAUGUCUGAUUUGUUAUUGUUACCCAUCUUCCAAUCGCUGCCCUUCUUUAUGAAGCUUUCAAAAAGCUCCCUGGUCUUUGAAGUUGAAUCUGUUGCUUGAAAUUCAAUACUUGACUUAGGGACCUUACAGAUGUUGUAUGUAUCGGGUACAGCGGAAGGGUUAGUCAUCCAAAAAUCUGGUCAACUCCUAUUAUUUCACACAGUGAGUCCAUGUAACUUUAUUAUGUGAUUUGUUAAGCCACAUUUUACUCCUGAACUAAUUUAGGCUUGCCUAAACAAAGGGGCUGAAUACUGAUGCAAUUAAUAUAUUUUUGUUCUCAUUUUUAUUUAUCUUAAAAAUAAAUAAAAACAUAUAUAUAUAUAUAUAUAUAUAUAUAUAUAUAUAUAUAUCUUCCACUUUGACAUUACAGAGUAGAUUGUUGGGCAAAAAUUCCAAUUUAUUUUACACCCCCCCCAAAAAAUGUGAAUAAAUCCGAGGGGUCUUAACUUUUGCAAGGCACUGUACCUACUGUGUACCCCAUUCCCAAGUGUAUAACCAGUAUCAUUAUGUGUAGGCCAAUACGUACAUUUGAGUUUUUCUUGCCAAAGUAACACAUUUUGAGCUCUCAAUGAUAUGACAGACGUUGGAGGAAUUUUUUUGUGCAGCUCAAAUAAAUAAAUGAACAGAAAUGUAAUAAACUAAACCCUACUAUAAUAUUAA
Oncorhynchus nerka (sockeye salmon) is the source of this 6182-nucleotide messenger RNA. Its product is annotated as ATP-dependent zinc metalloprotease YME1L1-like. The transcript has 18 exons. The record is from RefSeq and is a predicted model, not a curated record. The coding region runs from base 259 to 2418 and encodes 719 amino acids. Gene Ontology annotation, cellular component: mitochondrial inner membrane. Gene Ontology annotation, biological process: protein quality control for misfolded or incompletely synthesized proteins; mitochondrion organization. Gene Ontology annotation, molecular function: ATP hydrolysis activity; ATP binding; metalloendopeptidase activity. Lineage: Eukaryota; Metazoa; Chordata; Actinopteri; Salmoniformes; Salmonidae.